AUGCUAAUUUAUGGCUCAACUAGUCCAAUUUUUCUUAAUACAAUCAACACCAACAAGAGGGCCAAUGGCAUCAUCAUCAGAAGCUCAUCUCAGCUUACAAGAGCAAGCAGAAGUUGCAUUGUAGCAACAGCAGGGUUCCUUGCAGCUACUGCAGUAUUAGCUUCAGCAGCAACAGUAGGUCUUGCAAUCGAGUCCCCUGAACAAGGUGAUACACUAGCCAACAUACCGCAGACAUUAUCCAGUGACUGCACUUUGCCACAGGAUUGCAAGAAAGCUCGAAUUCAAAAGCCGAAAUCAAGAAAAGCGGAGUCUUGCACAAGCAAAUGCGUUACUACUUGUAUCAGGGGAGGCGAGGGGUCACCAGGUGAAGGCCCCUUCAAUGUCAGAAGACCUAUAGUUGUUUUCAAGCAAGGCUUCCGAAGCCGUCAAUACUGUUUGGUGGAGUGCUCAGAUAUCUGUAAUCUGAUUCGAGAUGGUGAUGAUGGGCCUUGAUCGAAACCACAAUUUUUUGUAAGCAGCUAGCAACUGUAUAGUGGUAUAACCAUUCUUUUUA
This is a messenger RNA of Argentina anserina (silverweed cinquefoil), 553 nucleotides long. RefSeq lists its product as uncharacterized. The coding region runs from base 1 to 492 and encodes 163 amino acids. The transcript has 3 exons. The record is from RefSeq and is a predicted model, not a curated record. NCBI's taxonomy places the organism in Eukaryota, Viridiplantae, Streptophyta, Magnoliopsida, Rosales, Rosaceae.